Molecule: messenger RNA, 974 nt
Organism: Pseudoliparis swirei
Lineage: Eukaryota; Metazoa; Chordata; Actinopteri; Perciformes; Liparidae
Product: noggin-2-like
Exons: 1
Coding region: 391-804 (137 amino acids)
Biological process (GO): negative regulation of cell differentiation; dorsal/ventral pattern formation; negative regulation of BMP signaling pathway
Source: RefSeq, a predicted model, not a curated record
GUUAUGUUUUUAUCGCCGUGUAUUUAUUUAUUUAUUUGUAUGCGUGUUAUUCGCAUAACUCAAAAAGUAUUAAACCGAAUCGCAUAAAAUUAGGUAGGAUGAUUGGUUAUUAUCCGGGGACCAUUUGAUUAGAUUUUGGGAUCGAUUGGGUCAAAGGUCAAGGUCAUGAAAAGGUCAACAUCUUAUUUUUACCACCCGCACCUGAAACCACGCCUCGGCCAUUCCACUGUGUGUGUGUCUGCGUCUGCUGGAUUUCUGUUUCAGGCCUUCUCCGUGGCUCUGCGUCGAUUGCUAACGUGACUGCUGUUCAAGACGAGGAGGAGGAGGAGGAGGACGCUGCCUGGGAUUCCCCAUUUCUCCAGCUGAGAGACAGUCUGCUGUCCUACUCGCAUGUCCAUGGCCAGACACCACCGGCCCUCACGCCUCAUGCGUCUCCCGGAGUCCUCUUUUGACCCAUUCUGGAUGUCCAUAGAGCGGCCUUCUGAAGCCUCUAAGUGUCACCGGGACGGUCGACCUCCGGGUAACGAGUCACUGCCGGUGAAAUUACCCAACUGCACUUCUGCCGCCAAGAAGAAGCUCAACCUGAGUGCUUCUCCGGAGCUGAGGGAGGCUGCGGCGAAUCAAAUGGCCGUGCUGGGAAAGGAGGCCGCGGAUCAAGAUGUCGGUUCUCUGCCCUCGCAUGUCGCCGGUUCAGUCAGAGGCUGGUUGGUGCGCUCGGCCGCUUGUGGAUUGAGCUACCGGUGGGUGGAUCUGGGUCCAGCUUUCUGGCCACGUUGGCUGCGUCAGACCGUUUGUGAAAAAUAAUCCGACGGAGCGAGGAGUUGCUCUUUUUCCCGGUGGGAUGGAGUGUGUGCGAGCUCUUACGGGUCGCAUACAGAUUCUGGCUUGGCACUGCUUGGAGAUCAGAGAGGGAGGAGAUGUUUCAGGAGGGAUUAAACCCGCGGGAUCGGAUGGUAGAGUUGAGAUGGGGACAG